AUGUCAAUACUAAAUUUUAUUUUAUUAUUGUCAUUCAUUCAAGUCAUUAGGUGUAAAAGCAUAAUUUCUGGGCUACAGAAAUUUUUACCUCCACCAGCUAAAUAUGGAACUCCGACAAUCAUCGAUAAUGUCAUGUCCACGAUCAAUGGCAAUUAUGAAUGGGAAAAGAGUGGAUUAUUUGAAGGUGACAUAGCACUUUAUGAUUCUGACAGAAAUGCUUUAAUAAGUCACUCAUAUCGGUGGCCUAAUGCAACAAUUCCAUUCUAUAUCCAAGAAAAUGAUUUUAAUGAUGAAGAAGUGAAGACAAUUUUGUUGGCUAUAAAGGAAUUCCAUUCAAAAACGUGUCUUAGACUCAAGCCUUAUGAGCUCUUGGACGAGAAUUGGGUAAUAAUAACUGGAAAUGAUCAAGGAUGCUAUUCGUCAGUCGGUAUGAGAUCAGAAGGUGGUCAACAAUUAAAUUUACACACACCGGGAUGUGUCAGGAAAGGUGUUGUUCAGCACGAGUUACUCCAUGCUGCUGGAUUUUACCAUCAACAAAGUUCUUCGGAUCGUGAUGAAUAUGUCGAAAUUUUGUGGGAUAACAUUGAGAAUCGUCAUGCUGGGAAUUUUAAGAAAUAUAAUUCGAGUAUCGUUACUGAUUAUGGUAUAGGAUAUGACUAUGAUUCAAUCAUGCAUUACAGCUCAAAAGCUUUCUCAAGGAACGGUAACGCAACUAUUGUCGCGAAGAAAAAUGUCACUAGAUUAGGUCAGCGCGAUGGAUUUACUGAAAAAGAUAUCUUAAAAUUAAACAGCAUGUAUGAAGAGUCAUGCCAUAAUGCCAAAACUUCUGUUGUAAAUGACGAUAGAAAUGAUUCAGAACUUGAUGUUAUUAAUUGGUUCAAAUCAUUAUUUCAACAAUGA
This is a messenger RNA of Chironomus riparius, 900 nucleotides long. Lineage: Eukaryota; Metazoa; Arthropoda; Insecta; Diptera; Chironomidae. The record is from the annotation of a GenBank genome assembly.